AUGAGUAACGAAUACGAUUAUCUGUUUAAGCUUUUAUUGAUCGGCGACUCCUCUGUCGGAAAAUCUUGCCUUCUUCUUAGAUUCGCUGAUGAUUCAUAUGUUGACAGCUAUAUUAGCACCAUUGGAGUGGAUUUUAAAAUUAGGACUGUGGAGCUAGAUGGGAAGACUAUCAAGCUGCAAAUUUGGGAUACUGCUGGCCAAGAGCGGUUCCGGACUAUUACGAGCAGUUACUAUCGAGGAGCUCAUGGGAUAAUUAUUGUGUACGAUGUAACUGAAAUGGAAAGCUUCAACAAUGUUAAGCAAUGGCUUAAUGAGAUUGAUAGAUAUGCAAACGAUAGUGUAUGCAAGCUUCUGGUGGGGAACAAAUGCGAUCUAGUUGAGAACAAAGUUGUUGAUACACAAACUGCAAAGGCAUUUGCAGACGAGCUUGGAAUCCCUUUUCUGGAGACUAGCGCAAAAGAUUCUAUCAAUGUAGAGCAGGCUUUCUUAACCAUGACCGGCGAGAUUAAGAAAAAAAUGGGUAACCAGCCAGCUGCAAACAAGAAACAGGCAAGCACGGUUAAAAUUGAGGGUCGACCAAUUGAGCAGAAAAACAAUUGUUGCGGUUAA
This is a messenger RNA of Fraxinus pennsylvanica, 609 nucleotides long. The record is from the annotation of a GenBank genome assembly. NCBI's taxonomy places the organism in Eukaryota, Viridiplantae, Streptophyta, Magnoliopsida, Lamiales, Oleaceae.